UCAUAUGUACACACAGUUUGGCAAUCUCUGCGGCAGCAACAAAUAAAUGACAAACAAACCGAAUUGCCAAUCACCUACAAAAACAACAACUGGUCACUGCAAUCAACUGCGGGUGCGACAUUAUUCGUGUUUCUCCAAACUCUUCCUGUGCAUUUUGUAACAGAAACCCUACAUUGCCACGAAUUGAGUGAAUAUGGACCAAACCGAAGAAACUGAUGCUGUUAAUCGCGAUGAGCUUAUCAUGCAACAACAGCGACAAAUUGAAAAAGAGAUAAGCGACACGAUACCGCUGGUGAGUGAAGAGCAGCCAGUCGACUCGUUGAAUAACGAGUACAUGGGAGACGAUGUUUAUGGUUCGAAAGUGAGAGAUUUAGCGGCAAAAUACCGCGCGAUUCGCCGUACUCGUCCAGAUGGCAAUUGUUUUUUCCGAGCAUUUGCAUAUUCCUACUUGGAGUACUUAGCUGGACAUAAGGAGGAUUACGAUGCGUUUAAAGAGUUAGCACUAAAAUCUAAGGACAAACUUGUAGCGCUAGGAUUUCCACAAUUUACUUUAGAGGAUUUCCACGAUACUUUCAUGGAAGUCAUCGAACAUGUUUCACCAGGCGAAAAUGAUAAACAAGAACUUCAUAAACUUUUCAACGCUCAGGGAUAUUCAGAUUACGUGGUAGUCUACUUAAGACUGAUCACUUCGGGACAAGUGCAAGAAGGUGCUGACUUCUAUCAGAAUUUCAUUGAUGGAAAUUGCACAAUUCAAGAAUUCCGUCAUCAAGAGGUUGAACCGAUGUACAAGGAAUCCGACCAUAUUCAUAUUAUAGCACUUUGUUCGGCAUUGAAUGUUGGCGUUCGUGUGGAAUAUAUGGAUCGUGGAGAAGGUGGACAGGUUAAAGCUCAUGAUUUUCCGGAGGGAACAGAUCCUAAAGUUUACUUGUUAUAUAGACCUGGACAUUAUGAUAUUUUGUAUCCAAAUUAGUAGAAUAAUGAAUAUAUAAAGAAGGACGUGAAAUUGAAACAAAAACGAUUAGUACUUUGAAUGUUCCCAUGCUUUUCCAUCUAUUUUCUACGCAUAAUAUAGAAAAGGAAGAUGUUUUCACAUUUAGAGUUAGUUGACCGAAUAGAGAUUAAUGUGAAAUCAUCUCUAGUAUGACUUUUUUCUUAAGCGAUUCGCUACGCAUUUAGUUUAACUUAUGUCACUAGGUACACUUCGUUAUUCGAUUAUGACCAAAUAAGACUAUUCCUUGGUGACUACUACUCUAAGACUGUUCUUAUAUAUUUUGUACGCAUUUUCUUCGCUUUUAAUUUGCGUUUUCUUCAUGUUGUCAUAAAGCGAUAUUAGUAUCCUACGUAAUUUAGCUUUAAUAUCUUCAAGAAUAAUAAUAUGUUUUUUUCCCCGGA
Messenger RNA from Hermetia illucens (black soldier fly), 1392 nucleotides. RefSeq names its product ubiquitin thioesterase otubain-like. Gene Ontology annotation, biological process: protein K48-linked deubiquitination. NCBI's taxonomy places the organism in Eukaryota, Metazoa, Arthropoda, Insecta, Diptera, Stratiomyidae. Gene Ontology annotation, molecular function: ubiquitin binding; cysteine-type deubiquitinase activity. Bases 194 to 970 code for a protein of 258 amino acids. The transcript has 3 exons. The record is from RefSeq and is a predicted model, not a curated record. Gene Ontology annotation, cellular component: nucleus.